GGAAGCGCCAGCGAGGAGCCGCAGCCGCCAAGACCAGGCCGCCGGGCCUGAGGGGAGAGGGAGACACACACACACACCCCGCACACACACACACAUAUACACACAAACCCUUUAUAUAUUUAUAUAUACACACACACACACACACAUAUAUAUAUAUAUAGACAGAAAAUUUUUAUUUUUUAUUUUCCAACGGGCGCCGUUUCCAAGCCAUGGAGGCCAAUUGGACCGCGUUCCUCUUUCAGGCUCAUGAAGCAUCACAUCACCAACAGCAAGCCGCGCAGAACAGUUUGCUGCCUCUCCUGAGCUCUGCUGUCGAGCCCCCUGACCAGAAGCCAAUUUUACCCUUGCCGAUAACACAGAAACCUCAGCCCCCACCAGAAACGCUAAAAGAUGCCAUUGUUGGGAUUAAAAAGGAGAAACCGAAAACCUCCUUUGUGUGUACAUACUGCAGCAAGGCCUUCAGGGACAGCUACCAUUUGAGGCGCCAUGAAUCCUGCCACACAGGGAUAAAGUUAGUGUCACGGCCAAAGAAAGCUCCUGCCACGAUGGUACCCCUAAUCUCGACCAUUGCGGGCGACAACAGCCGGACAUCGCUGGUUUCAACCAUUGCCGGCAUCCUGUCGACAGUCACUACGUCUUCCUCCGCCACCAACCCAAGCAGCAGCAGUGGUGCCACAGCCAUGCCGGUGACGCAGACGGUGAAGAAGCCCAGCAAGCCCGUCAAAAAGAACCACGCUUGUGAGAUGUGUGGCAAGGCCUUCCGUGACGUCUACCACCUCAACAGGCACAAGCUGUCCCACUCGGAUGAGAAGCCCUUUGAGUGCCCAAUUUGCAAUCAGCGUUUCAAGCGGAAGGACCGCAUGACCUAUCACGUGAGGUCUCAUGAGGGUGGCAUCACUAAACCCUACACCUGUGGUGUUUGUGGAAAAGGCUUUUCGAGGUACCAUGUAGAAAAUCCCAGGCCUGAUCACUUAAGCUGUCACGUUAAACAUGUUCACUCCACAGAGAGGCCCUUCAAAUGCCAAACCUGCACGGCCGCCUUUGCCACCAAAGACAGGCUGAGGACACACAUGGUGCGCCACGAAGGAAAGGUGUCAUGUAAUAUCUGUGGUAAACUUCUGAGUGCGGCAUAUAUUACCAGCCACUUAAAGACUCAUGGACAGAGCCAAAGUAUCAACUGUAAUACCUGUAAACAAGGCAUCAAUAAAAAAUUUGGCUUUUUCAAGCAAGAAAAUCUACACCUCCCUUCUUCUUGCAUGAACGAAGAGAGUAACAACCAGAAGCAGCAGCAACAGCAGCAGCAGCAGCAACAGCAGCAGCAGCAGCAGCAUAUCACAAACUGGCCUGGAAAACAGGUAGAGACCCUGAGAUUGUGGGAAGAAGCUGUCAAAGCGAGGAAGAAAGAAAGUCAGCAGACUCUGAGGCCAACUUCAGUCAAGCAAGAAUGUCAGUACAACUUUGAGAAGGCUAUAGAGUACGUACCAUUCGAAGCUGCUAACCUGUGCCAAACGUCCACUGCUGCCUCUACGCCUGUGACUCUUUCUACUCCCUUCAAUAUAACCUCUUCGGUGGCAUCUGGGACUAUCACCAAUCCAGUCACAGUGGCUGCUGCGAUGAACAUGAGAAGCCCAGUCAAUGUAUCAAGCGCAGUUAACAUCUCCAGCCCUAUGAGUCUAGGCCACCCGGUCACUAUAACUAGCCCGUUGUCCAUGACCUCUCCGUUAACCCUCACAACACCUGUCAAUUUACCGACUUCGGUCACUGCUCCAGUGAACAUAGCACAUCCGGUCACCAUCACCUCACCCAUGAACCUCCCAACACCAAUGACGUUAGCCGGUCCAUUAAAUAUAGCAAUGAGACCUGUGGAAAGCAUGCCGUUCCUUCCCCAGGCUUUGCCCACCUCUCCCCCCUGGUAAAAACAAAGCGAAGCAAAACAAAAACCUCACAUCAGUAUUAAAAAAAAAAAAAAGGAAUGAAAAGCAAUCCUUACCAGCAGGUUACCUUUUUGUUUUGGUUUUGUUUUGUUAAUGAUGGUGAUGAAACCAGACUAAUUCAACUGGGGCAAAAAUCAUGCACCAGUUUGUUUUUAAGAAACAAAAAAACUUACCUUAGUGUCCCUGUUUAGUUGGCUGGCUGGCUGUCUUAUCACUGGGUCACUUUGUUCCUUUUAAGCUGGCAGUGAUAUUGAAAAGAGGAGUAGACGGGAGUCGAACCCAGUCUCUCUCUCUCUCUUAUUAAAAUGAGCAUUAUCGAUAACCCUGGAAAUUGCGAACACAGAAGCGGUUUUAUUCUAAACACUAGAAGGCUCAAAAUGAGGCCCUCCAUAAUCACAGGGUGGAGAUGGAUCACUUCAAUUUGCCAGCUCUUUAUCCAUCUGAUUCAAAAAGUAGAGUUGUAGUGUUUGUUUUAAGUAAAUGCAUUUCAUGGUCCUAUUUUUUUUUUAAAAAAAUGCAUUUUGAGUGAUUAUGCAUUUUACCUUUUGGGAAUAUGAUGAUUUCAGGCCGAAUUCCCUAUGGGAAAAAGUGAUACCAGCUCUGAUAUGCAAAGCAUAUGGUAACUUUAUCAUUCUAACUUCUAAAUAACAAUAGGGAUUGUGACCUGAUAUUUGGAGAUGUAAAUACUACGCAACAUAUUACCCUAAGGGAAUAUAACAUCAUAGUCAACAUAUUAAAAAGAACUCUUUAAACGUUCGGCAAGGAACAGCUGUGGCUGGUGGAAGAGGAUUUGAAACAUGGUUUCUGGUCAAAACCCCGUUGGGACUCUUUCCUGAAGAGCAAACGGCCGGCUUUGGAACAUGGAAACGUUGCUUUAAGCUGGAAGACUGUGGAGGUGCUGGGGUCGGACGUGGCUCUGCCCCCAUUCUCUCAAUCAGGACCUGCUGAUGUUGCAACACGAGCAGGCAGUGUUCACUAGAAGUUUUUUUUUUUUGUCUUAUAUUAUAAAAUGGUAUACAGUUUUUAUUCUAACCACUAACUAGUUAGGAUGCCCCUUCAGGACAAAGCCAAGAGAGUGCAUCCUAUGUUUUGUGUUUCCUUUUUUAAAAACUUUUUCUUCCCUCCUCCUUAAUCAAGUGUUGUGGCGAUCUCUUCAACUUUGUAAAUAUUUGCAGGAACACCCUUUCCCGCCCAUCAUUUGUACUUUUAGUUAAUUGUGUUAACUCAUAGUUAUCAAUUUGUGGGGGAAUCCCAGGAACUGUCUGACCCAUCCAGCAACGGAGAAGUCCCUAACCCCCCUCUCCCUUGAAUGGUCUCAUUUUAAAAACACACACACACACACACAUACCACAACUACAUUCUUUAUUUCUUUUAUCUGUACAUAAAGUAGGAUGGAAAAUCUAGGGAAGCAAUUACUUUUUUUAGGAAAUCAUGUCACAGUCACUUUUUAAUCUUUGUUUUUAAAGACAUACCCUAUAACCAAGGUGGUAUAAGAAAUAAUUGGAAGUAAAAAGCAGGGUGGCUUUUGAUUAGGACAAGGAUGACAACACAGUAGCAGUCAAUAUUUUGAUUUUUAAUGGAUGCCGGCAAACCUGAGGGUCAAAAUCCACUGUUUUGUGUUUAUAGCCAUCGUGUCAGUAUAAAAGCAGCCUAUUUCGUACUUUUGAGGCAAACGUCCUGGGUCAGGGGACUAAUGUCCGGAUUAUGUGAAAAACGGUUCUAGGGGCUUGGACUACAUAGUUAAAAAUAAAAAAAAAUGGGAAAAAUAAUAGAACUUAGUGUAAAAUAAUUUUAUAAAUGAUCUUUUGUACCUUAGGACAUCAAAUUGUACAACUUUUGUAUAUAUAAAAGCUUAGGAACUUCCUGUGUAGCAAAAAGAACACAUUCCUACACUUUUAAUGUAUAUGUUUGUUAUAAUGUCAUGUAAACAUAUGCCCCAUGUUUGUGCCUUUUAAUUAGUUUGUCUCAAUAAACAGAAAUGUAGAGA
Elgaria multicarinata webbii is the source of this 3921-nucleotide messenger RNA. RefSeq names its product vascular endothelial zinc finger 1 (gene VEZF1). The transcript is spliced from 9 exons. Gene Ontology annotation, biological process: regulation of transcription by RNA polymerase II. Bases 210 to 1916 code for a protein of 568 amino acids. Gene Ontology annotation, molecular function: RNA polymerase II cis-regulatory region sequence-specific DNA binding; DNA-binding transcription factor activity, RNA polymerase II-specific. NCBI's taxonomy places the organism in Eukaryota, Metazoa, Chordata, Lepidosauria, Squamata, Anguidae. The record is from RefSeq and is a predicted model, not a curated record.